This is a messenger RNA of Pelobates fuscus (common spadefoot toad), 1377 nucleotides long. It is a transcript of the gene MEST, whose product is annotated as mesoderm specific transcript. The record is from RefSeq and is a predicted model, not a curated record. Gene Ontology annotation, molecular function: monoacylglycerol lipase activity. The transcript has 12 exons. Gene Ontology annotation, biological process: acylglycerol catabolic process. NCBI's taxonomy places the organism in Eukaryota, Metazoa, Chordata, Amphibia, Anura, Pelobatidae. Gene Ontology annotation, cellular component: mitochondrion. The coding region runs from base 110 to 1090 and encodes 326 amino acids.
UCUACCGGUGGGAUUGUGCACAGUGAGAGCUAGGCUCGUGCACGUGCGUGAGGACCGCUGGCAAUGCGUGCACGGCUUUGAAUUUGCAGUAUGGGUACUUGAGAGCAGGAUGAAGGAGUGGUGGAUUCAGGUUGGACUUUUGACUGUUCCUCUUGUCGCUGUCUAUCUGCACAUUCCUCCUCCAAACCUCUCUCCAGCCCUCUACACAUGGAGGUCAUCAGGAGCAUUUUUCACUUUUCAAGAGCAGCGAAUAUUUUACAAAGAUUCACUGGGGACCGUUGGCAACUCUGAUGUGUUGGUUCUUUUGCAUGGUUUUCCAACAUCCAGUUAUGACUGGUAUAAGGUGUGGGAAGGUCUAACUCAGCGAUUUCACAGAGUUAUUGCUGUAGAUUUUAUCGGUUUUGGUUUCAGUGAUAAACCGAGACUCCACCGAUACUCCAUUUUCGAACAGGCUUCCAUAGUAGAAGCACUUAUUAGUCACCUUGGCCUGAGCGAUCAGAAACUGAACCUCUUGUCUCAUGAUUAUGGGGAUACUGUUGCCCAGGAACUGCUUUACAGGUAUGACCAUGGAAGAAAGGGGCACAUUAAUAUAGGAAGCCUGUGUUUGUCCAAUGGAGGUAUUAUCCCAGAAGUGCAUUAUCCCAGGAUUGUCCAAAAGCUGUUAAAGGAUUCUGGUAUCUUUUCCCCAAUUCUUACAAGGCUGAUGAAUUUCUAUAUGUUUAGCAGAGGCAUCAGUGAGGUGUUUGGCCCCCAUACACAGCCAUCCGAAACAGAAUUCUGGGACAUGUGGACUGCUCUGAGGAACAAUGAAGGGAAUUUGGUGGUGGACAGUAUUUUGCAGUAUAUAAAUCAACGCAGGAAACACAGAGAUCGCUGGGUGGGAGCAUUGGCCAAUUCCUCUGUUCCAUUACAUCUAAUAUAUGGACCACUUGAUCCUGUCAAUCCACACCCUCAGUUCCUAGAGCACUACACAAAACUAAUUCCAAAGUCGACCUUCUUUGUUCUGGAUGAUCAUAUCAGUCAUUACCCACAGCUGGAGGAUCCUACAGGCUUUCUUAAUGCUUAUCUGAGUUUCAUCAACUCAUUCUGAUCCAGGGAGAACUGUGACUUUUUUGUGCAUGUGUAAUUUCUAUAUCUUCAUCCUCAAAGGAGACCAAGCCACCAAGAGAAAGCAAUAAGGCCUACAACAUGUUUACAGUUCUUGGACCAGUUUACUUUGUAUGCUUAUUUGAUAGUUUCAAGCCUUACCUCAGGGAUAACUGUUCUUUAGCCCAUUUUACUGCAAUAGCAGUGUUUCCUUUUCUCCACCAUCAAUUUUCAAAAUUAAAAAUAUCGUUGAGAGCAAAGUCUAGCAAACUAAAUUGUGUAGAUGACCUU